UUCGCAUUUUUUGUGUGGUGAUUGAUACUCUGCUCAAGAUGGAAGACUUGCAGAAGAGAUUGGCGGCGCUGGAACAAGGCGCCGAGGACCGCCACCUGGAGGUGCUGGGAGGUCAUUUGGGUGCCCGUCGCGAAGAACAGUCGGGUACGGAAUGGCCUGCCGAGCGCAUUCGACAGACGUUUGUGGACUUUUUCAUCAACCAUCCGUCGUUGCCGCAUGUCGAGUACAAGUCGUGCCCCGUGGUGCCGUUGGACGACCCAACGUUGUUGUUCAUCAACGCGGGCAUGAACCAGUACAAACCCAUCUUCCUUGGGCAAGUGGACCCGUCCCACCCGAUGUCCAAGCUCACUCGCGCCGUGAACUCGCAAAAGUGCAUUCGCGCCGGCGGCAAGCACAACGACUUGGACGAUGUGGGCAAGGACGUGUACCAUCACACGUUCUUUGAAAUGUUGGGGAACUGGAGUUUCGGCAACUACUUCAAGGCCGAAACGAUCGACCUCAGCUGGACUUUGUUGACCAAGGUGUACGGGUUGGAACCGGAUCGGUUGUACGUGACGUACUUUGGCGGCGACGACAAGCAAGGCCUGCCUGCCGACGAGGAAACCAAGCAAUUGUGGCUCAAGCACGUGCCGGAAUCCCGGUUGCUUCCGUUUGGAUGCAAGGACAACUUUUGGGAAAUGGGCGACCAAGGUCCGUGUGGGCCAUGCACGGAGAUCCACUACGAUCGCAUUGGCGGCCGCGACGCCGCUUCCCGCGUGAACGCGGACGUGCCGGACGUGAUUGAGAUUUGGAACAACGUGUUCAUCCAGUUCAACCGCGAACCCGACAGCUCCCUCGUCGUGCUGCCGUCCCAACACGUGGACACGGGCAUGGGCUUUGAACGCCUCGCAUCCAUCCUCCAGGGCAAGACGUCCAACUACGACACGGACGUAUUCGUGCCGCUGUUUGCGUCGAUCCAGGCGCUGUGCGGCACCACCGAGCCGUACACGGGCAAACUCGGCGACGAAGACCCGACCCUCAAGGACAUGGCGUACCGCGUGGUGGCCGACCACAUCCGCACGCUGACGGUGGCCAUUUCGGACGGCGCCGCCCCUUCCAGCGACGGCCGCGGGUAUGUCCUUCGUCGCAUCUUGCGCCGUGCGGUGCGCUACGGUGAGCAAUUCCUUGGCGCCCCCCGAGGCUUUCUGUCCAAGUUGGUGCCCAAGGUCGUUGAAAUGCUCGGGGGAGCGUUCCCGGAAUUGAUUUCCAAGCAAGCGCAGGUGAUUGAAGUGAUUUUGGAUGAAGAAGAGAGCUUUGGGCGAACGUUAAGCAAGGGUCUGGACCGGUUCAAGAAGAUUGCGGCGGCAUUGAAGAGCGAGAAGAAGACGGUUGUACCUGGCGAAGACGCCUUCUUCCUGUACGACUCGAUGGGGUUCCCAUUGGAUCUGACGCAGCUCAUGGCGGAAGAGCAAGGAUUGGUCGUGGACGUCGCUGGCUACGACCUUGCGAUGAAGGUCCAACGUGAAAACUCGGGCAAAAAGGUGGGCGUGGCCGGCGUCCGCCCGUUGGUCCUCGAGUCGGCGGAAACGGCCUACUUGACGGGGCACCAGAUUGCGCCGACGAUGGACGACGCCAAGUACAUCCAACAGCACGUGACGGCCUCGGUCGUGGCCAUCUUCACCACCACCGCCACCGCGUCCACGUUUGUCCAGUCCACGACGGCGCACGAACAUGCGGCCAUUGGGGUGAUCUUGGACACGACCAGCUUCUACGCGCAAUCGGGGGGUCAAAUUUACGACACGGGCGUGAUCAAGAAUGGCACGACGCACUUCAACGUGCAUGCGGCCGAGUCGUACGCUGGCUUUGUGCUCCAUGUGGGUCCGUUGACAAAGGGUACUCUGCACGUGGGCGACGUCGUGCAAGUGGAGGUCGACUACCAGCGCCGCAACAAGGUCGCUCCCAACCACACGAUGACCCACAUUCUCAACUUUGCUCUGCGCCGCGUCCUUGGCACUAUCGUCGAUCAGCGGGGCUCGCUCGUCGACGACGCGCGCCUUCGCUUUGAUUUCACCUCCAACAAACCGUUGAAACCCGACCAAAUUGCAGCGGUGGAGACCAUUUGCAAGGACGUGAUUUCGCAAGAGUUGCCCGUGUACGUCGAGUCUGCGCCUCAGGCCCAUGCCAAGCGCAUCCAGGGACUUCGAGCCGUGUUUGGGGAAACCUACCCCGACCAAGUGCGCGUCGUGUCGAUUGGGGCGGCGAUUCCAUCGAUGCUGGCCGAUCCAGAAAACGCGGCAUGGAAACAGUUUAGCGUCGAGUUUUGCGGCGGGACCCACUUGACCAACACCAAGGAAGCCGUGUCAUUUGCAUUGUUUGAGGAAGGCGCCGUGGCCAAGGGCAUCCGUCGCAUCAGCGCGUACACGGGCGACGCGGCCAAACAAGCCGACGCCCGCGCCGACGACCUCCAGAAGCACCUGGACGACCUCGCCAAGCUGCCAGUGGUGGACAUUGUCACGUCUGUGGCGGCGUUCCGACCCGUGCUCGACACGGCGCUCAUUUCGCUUCCCCGCAAGGAGGCGCUGAAGCACCAGUUGAACAACCUGAUUGACAAGAUCAAGGCGUGGCAAAAGGACGAAGCGGCGGCUCGUGCGGCGGCCGGUGUCGCCCACGUCCAGACAUUGGUGGCGGCGGCCAAAGCUAACAGCGACGAGUUUAUCGUGCUGUCGUUGGACGUGGGGGCCGAAGCCAAGCUGGGCCGUGAACUGCUGGAUGCGGCCGUGCAAGUGCACCCUGAUGGCAGCUUCUUCAUCUUCAGUGUGGACGCCGAUCGCACCAAGACGGCUGGGUUUGCGCAAGUCAGCGCCAAGCACCACGCGGCCAAGGGUCUGGAUGCCAAGAGCUGGGUCAACACCGCCAUGGCGUCACUCGGCGGCAAGGGCGGCGGCAAGGACCCGCUCACGGCCACCGGUCAAGCCAAGACGGUUCAAGGUCUGGACGACGCGAUCGCCGCCGCCAAGGCGUUCGUGCAUUAAGCACGUCGACGGCAAACCCACUACUACUACAUGGACAUGUUUCUUCCUGUUUUCGGUGUUGUUUGGCAAUGUACGCGGGUGGUUGGUAUGUCUGUCGUCGGGGUAAAGUACAGAAAUGAACAUGUGAAGUGAGAGCAUGUCUGAAAUUAGAAUUUGCAUGAUUGGCUAAAAAGAAUGAAGGUUGCAAUAUGA
Aphanomyces astaci is the source of this 3203-nucleotide messenger RNA. RefSeq names its product alanine-tRNA ligase. Gene Ontology annotation, molecular function: aminoacyl-tRNA deacylase activity; amino acid binding; ATP binding. Gene Ontology annotation, biological process: alanyl-tRNA aminoacylation; tRNA modification. Gene Ontology annotation, cellular component: cytoplasm; mitochondrion. Bases 39 to 3011 code for a protein of 990 amino acids. The transcript is spliced from 9 exons. The record is from RefSeq and is a predicted model, not a curated record. Lineage: Eukaryota; Oomycota; Saprolegniomycetes; Saprolegniales; Verrucalvaceae.